Trichosporon asahii var. asahii CBS 2479 is the source of this 1731-nucleotide messenger RNA. RefSeq names its product general APC amino acid permease. The record is from RefSeq and is a predicted model, not a curated record. Lineage: Eukaryota; Fungi; Basidiomycota; Tremellomycetes; Trichosporonales; Trichosporonaceae. Gene Ontology annotation, molecular function: amino acid transmembrane transporter activity. Gene Ontology annotation, biological process: amino acid transmembrane transport. Gene Ontology annotation, cellular component: membrane. Bases 1 to 1731 code for a protein of 576 amino acids. The transcript has 3 exons.
AUGAACGAACCAGUGAAGGACGUUAUCGACGACAAGGGCGUCACGGACGUGUACCCCGUCACGUCUCUUCGGGAUGCCGAGGCGGGUGACGACUAUGAUGCCGAGAAGGACGUCAAGGUCGACGUGCACACGCAGCUGUAUGAUGGUGUGCAGCGCAAGAUGGAGCAGAGGCACAUGCAGAUGAUUGCGCUCGCUGGAACAAUUGGAACGGGCUUGUUCCUCAACAGUGGCCGUAUCAUCGCGCACGGUGGACCCGUUGGCGCUCUCCUCGCGUUCAUCACGACAGGCACCAUCGCAUACGGCACACUCAUGUGUCUAGGCGAGAUGGCAGUGUACGCGCCCAUCUCAGGCGGUUACAUCCACUUCGCCGAACGUUGGGUGAACCCUGCGGUCGGGUUCGCCGUCGGUUGGCAAGUGACGGUGCAGUACUGCAUCAGCAUGCCCUCCGAGAUGAUUGCGGCGAACAUCCUGUGCUCGUACUGGGACACUGGCUUCGCAGUGUCGCACCAAGCAGCGUACAUUACCACCUUCAUUGUGUGUGGAAGUCUUGUAAACUACUUUGGUGCGCGCUGGUUUGGAGAGUCCGAGUUCUGGACUGACGGAAGGUUCGCAACCAUGAAGAUCAUCCUCGUCAUCAUCCUCAUCAUCACCUCGCUCGUGAUCGACCUCGGCGGUGGUCCGAAGAAGGACCGCAUCGGGUUCCGGUACUGGAAGGAUCCCGGUCCCUUCGCGCCGUUCUACGGUGAUAACAACCUGGGCUAUUUCCUUGGCUGGUUCACGGAUCUCGUCCAGGCAGCGGGUAGCUACAUGGGUAUCGAGAUGGUGAUCGUGGCCGCGGCGGAGGUACGCAAUCCGCGCGUUGCUCUGAAGAAAGCCGUGAAGCGUCUCUUCUGGCGUAUCCUCAUCUUCUACAUCCUGCUCAUCUUCCUCGUCUCCCUGAUCGUGCGGUACGACGACCCGGAACUCCUCCAGAGCAAGGGCACAGCUGCCUCUUCUCCCUUCGUCCUCGCCAUGAAGCGCGCGGGUAUUCAGGGUCUGCCUCACUUCGUCAACGCAUGUGUCCUGCUGUCGGCGUUCUCGUCGGGCAGCUCGCUCAUGUACUCGGCGAGCAGGAUGUUGUAUGGCAUGGCGUUGCGUGGUUAUGCGCCCAAGUUCUUCGCCUUCACGACUCGGAGAGGUCUGCCGCUUUACGCCCUCAUGUUCACGACUUGCUUCUACCCGCUGGCGUACAUGUCGCUCUCAUCUGGCGCUUCCACAGUCUUCAACUGGUUCUCGAACUUGACUGCGCUUUCCGGUUACGUCGUUUGGGUGAGUACCGAUAUAUUUGAAGCCGAGACUGACGACCAGGCUACCAUCGGUGUGACCUACCUUCGCUUCAAGGCCGGCCUCGCCGCUCACGGCAUCGACCGCAAGACUCUGCACUACGCAAACCGUUUCCAGCCCUUCAUUGCCUACUACGUGAUAUUCUGGGCAGUGGUGAUCUUAACAUUCAAUGGCUGGCAAGUCUUCACGAAGGGUAACUGGGAUCCGUCCGAUUUUGUCAUCGCGUACAUCCCGGUGCCCAUCUUCCUGACCCUUGUCACAGGGUACACGCUCGUGAAGCGGCCCAAGUGGCAAAAGCCGUCCGAGCUUGACAUGUACUCCAACAUCCCGACGGAUGAGCAGGUCGCGUACGAGGAGCCGAAGCCGAAGAAUGCCUUCCAAAAGGUCGUCCAGUUCGUCUUCACGUAA